Messenger RNA from Recurvomyces mirabilis, 309 nucleotides. RefSeq lists its product as uncharacterized. Lineage: Eukaryota; Fungi; Ascomycota; Dothideomycetes; Mycosphaerellales; Teratosphaeriaceae. The coding region runs from base 1 to 309 and encodes 102 amino acids. The record is from RefSeq and is a predicted model, not a curated record. The transcript is spliced from 2 exons.
AUGGACGUCAAUGCCAUGUGUUUCGUGGCAGGGACUUUGUUCGACGAGGCGAAUAUUGACGUUGUGGAGGAUGAGGCAUCGCUCGAACAUGAGGAUCGAAAUGACUAUGAAGUGGCACAGGCCAUCAAGCGCGAAGACUUGGAAGUUGAGGUCGACAUGGAAGAGCCGCAGGCAGAUUAUUUCCGGCAGGUUCCAAGACAAUCCAGCAACGCCGGGGUUCUCAGUCGAAAAGAACAGGUGCAAGCACCUCCGCCACCGCAAGCUAAUGGUGGUCCAAGGAGAUUCAAGUCCCCUCCGCCCCCAAUCUGA